Messenger RNA from Manihot esculenta (cassava), 821 nucleotides. RefSeq lists its product as uncharacterized. The record is from RefSeq and is a predicted model, not a curated record. The transcript has a single exon. Lineage: Eukaryota; Viridiplantae; Streptophyta; Magnoliopsida; Malpighiales; Euphorbiaceae. Bases 269 to 604 code for a protein of 111 amino acids.
UCUCUCUCUCUCUCUCUCUCUCUCUCUCUCUCUAUCUAUCUAUCUAUCUCUGAAUCAAUCCCAGCAUAAAAGCUCCCAUAUAACACCAAGCAUACACUUAUUUCUUGCACCAAAGAAACCCAUCAACCACAGAGCCAGCAACCUUAAGCAAAGGAGAAAAGAAAAUUUUUUGAGACUCAUUCUCAUCACUUGAAACGAGUUCCAUCCACCCUUCCAAAUUUAACCCAUCAAAGAGCAAAGAGAAAGAAAAGGAAAGAGAUCGAUCAUCAUGGAGAUUGAAUCUGUCAAGUGUGAGUGUUGUGGAUUGAAAGAGGAUUGUACCCAAGUCUAUAUAAGUGAAGUGAAGGAGAAAUUCGGUGGAAAAUGGCUAUGUGGGUUGUGUUCAGAAGCUGUUAGAGAUGAAGUUAGUAGAGGUAAAAAGGCAUUUGGAAUGGAUGAAGCAGUUAGAGCUCACAUGUCAUUUUGUGGUAAAGUGAAUUCAAAUCCAGCUGUUGGAGUUGCUGAUGGGAUGAGGCAGAUGCUGAGAAGACGCUCAGGAGACUUGUCCUCUUCACCAUCUUCUUCUAAGAAGUACACGAGAUCAGCGAGCACCAAACUCUACUGAUCAUUUGGGAGGGAUCUUAAUAACUUGCCUGCAAAAAUUAACAUGGAUGGUUAUGAUCUUGUCUUGUAUGUACAGGGGAAUGAAUGUUAUUUCAAAGGAGGCUUCUUCUUAGUUUUGCUUUUUUUUCACUUUUCAUUUUUGGUAUGCUUUUUCUUCUUCCUUUAUUGGCUAAUGAGACAAAAAUUUUCAAGGGAAGAUCCCCCCAAUUUCAUAUGAA